This is a messenger RNA of Eurytemora carolleeae, 529 nucleotides long. RefSeq names its product GTP-binding protein Rhes. The annotation marks the transcript as partial. The transcript is spliced from 8 exons. The record is from RefSeq and is a predicted model, not a curated record. Lineage: Eukaryota; Metazoa; Arthropoda; Copepoda; Calanoida; Temoridae. Gene Ontology annotation, molecular function: GTPase activity; GTP binding.
GCUAAUUAUAGAAUGAGUCUGAAAAUAGAGGCAUCCCGGGAUAGGAUCGGGAGUACUACUAGUAGCUCCAGUAGUCCCAGGCUGAGUAAACUUAAUGUAUCAAAGAUGGGAUACAGGGUGGUUCUGAUUGGUCCUAGAAACGUUGGAAAAACAUCAAUAGUAUCCCAGUUCCUUUACGACCAGUUCUCGGAUAAAUACGAAGAAACAGUUGAGGAAAUGUACAGAGGAGAGUUUGAUCUGGAUGGGGAGGAGUUUGCUAUAAAUAUACAGGAUACAGGGGGUUCAUAUAUACAAGAUUUCCCUGCCAUGAUGGAAGUAUCGUUGGCUGCAGCUGAUGCUGUUAUACUGGUCUUUUCCCUGAACGAUCCUGAAACGUUCCAAGAUGCAAAAAGGCUAUGGGUUAAUACCUUACAGAUAAAAUCUGGUGGUUUAGCUGUACUAGUGGUUGGGAACAAACUUGAUCUGGGUUCACAGCUAACUGAGGAGGAUCAAUGUUCUAUACAGACAGAUUGGGGGUGUACUUUUCUAG